Molecule: messenger RNA, 1002 nt
Organism: Penicillium macrosclerotiorum
Lineage: Eukaryota; Fungi; Ascomycota; Eurotiomycetes; Eurotiales; Aspergillaceae
Exons: 2
Coding region: 1-1002 (333 amino acids)
Cellular component (GO): cytoplasm
Molecular function (GO): electron-transferring-flavoprotein dehydrogenase activity; flavin adenine dinucleotide binding
Source: RefSeq, a predicted model, not a curated record
AUGUCGAGUCGAGUCGGUCCUAAACUAUCAGGUCCGCCAGGGAGCAAGUCUCCAGCAAGAACGCACGAUGUUCUCAUUUUGGGCGGCUCCUACAGUGGCAUGUCAGCACUUUUAACCUUAUUAAGUCUUAAAGAUGGCCAAAAGAUCCCUUUGGCAUCCUACGGUGAUUUCUCGCAUCUGAAGGAAGCACCUCUAAUUGCCACUGUCAAAAUCACUCUACUUGACAAAAGAGACGGUUUCUGUAGGUUGCAUCCUCUCGAACUCAGGUCCAACUGUUUUAUGUUAGUAUCCGCUAAUCGGUGCGGAAAUUUAGUUCAUACUGUCGGUCUACCCUUGGCCAGCAUUUCUGCUGAGCACGCCAACCAAAUGUGGAUACGAUAUUCCGAAUUUUCCAGCUUGAAAAGACAGGAUGUUAGAAUUGUUCAGGGUACCGCGUUGGACAUUGAUACAGACAGCCGGGAAGUGCUCUAUAUGAACCAGGAGGGGAAGCAGCAAGCGUUGAACUUUGACUACCUUAUACUCGCCACCGGUAUUUGUCGCCAAUGGCCAGUUGCCUCGGGGGCGACCGAGAAAAGUGCAUUUCUUGAAGGCGUAUCGAAAUAUACCGAAGACAUACGCGCUGCUCAAGAUCAGGGGGUGGCGGUUAUAGGAGGUGGUGCUGUGGGAGUUGAAUUCUCAGGCAAAAUCAAGGCGCUUUACCCAGAAGCUCAAGUGACUCUUAUUCAUUCAGGAAAUACGCUCCUCUCCAAAGAAGCUCUUCCACGAGAAUUCAAAAGUCGUGUGUUAGAAUUGCUUCAGCUGCAAGGUGUUGAUAUUUUACUUGGUGAGCGUGCAACAGUGACUACUGCCGAAGACAAGGGACUCCUUGUCAAGCUUAAUUCUGGUAGCUGCAUGUCCGUGGGAUUUGUCAUCUGGGCUGCGCUAAAAAGAAGCCCCUCGACGCAAUUUUUGCCCAGAUCUCUUCUCAACGACGACGGGAGCAUUAAAAUUGAUCCUCAGUGA